GUCAGAAGUAGGACUAAGUAGUAAGUACCCAAUACCUCUUACUUUGUUAUUUUUGUGUUAGUUUAUCUUGUGCAUUGUCUUGAGUACUAAUUUAUCAAUAUAAUUAUUGAUUUAAACCGAAAAUGCUAGAAGUAACCUGUAACGAUCGACUAGGAAAGAAGGUUCGUGUUAAAUGUAAUCCUGAUGAUACCGUUGGCGACCUCAAGAAGUUAAUAGCAGCUCAAACUGGAACACGAUACGACAAAAUUGUCUUAAAAAAGUGGUACACCGUGUUCAAAGAUCACAUCAAACUAUCUGAUUAUGAAAUUCAUGAUGGGAUGAACUUGGAGCUGUACUAUCAAUAAGACAUAUAAUUUAGGUAAUAAUAAUAAAUGUAAUGUAAGUUAUUUCAUUGUUUAUAUGGACAAAAAUAAAAUGUUUACAUAAAAAGAAUAUACAGCUAAUUUAAUAACAACAUAAAAGUAACCUUUGCCUAAUGAAGUCUUAACCCAUACCGAUAAAAAAUGUUGUUUUCUCAUAUGUAGUUAAUUCUUCAUUAUGUAUAUUAUAUUUGUCAAAAAACUGAUGUCGGAACCUCAAAUCAAGCAUUUCAGUCUAAUUUUUAAUUUAUAAUAAAAUGUUACAGACCGGA
Molecule: messenger RNA, 631 nt
Organism: Zerene cesonia (dogface butterfly)
Lineage: Eukaryota; Metazoa; Arthropoda; Insecta; Lepidoptera; Pieridae
Gene: ubl
Product: ubiquitin-like protein 5
Exons: 3
Coding region: 123-344 (73 amino acids)
Biological process (GO): protein modification process; mRNA splicing, via spliceosome
Cellular component (GO): cytoplasm; nucleus
Molecular function (GO): protein tag activity; protein binding
Source: RefSeq, a predicted model, not a curated record